This is a messenger RNA of Ilex paraguariensis (yerba mate), 1458 nucleotides long. Lineage: Eukaryota; Viridiplantae; Streptophyta; Magnoliopsida; Aquifoliales; Aquifoliaceae. The record is from the annotation of a GenBank genome assembly.
AUGGAACGCUUCACCAUUUCUCUAUUCCUCUUCCUCCUUUGCAUCCUAUCAUUUGCAGGUGCUGCAUUUUCAGAUGGAGGUUCCAUUGGAGUGAACUAUGGGCGAAUAGCGAACAACCUACCAUCAGCAGUGAAAGUAGUUCAGCUUCUGAAAUCUCAAGGUCUAAACCGGGUCAAGGUCUACGAUACUGACCCGUCUGUCCUCAGAGCCCUAUCCGGAUGUGGAAUCAAAGUCACCGUCGAUCUCCCCAACAAACUUCUUUUCUCUGCAGCCAAACGCCAGUCCUUCGCCAACGUAUGGGUCCAGCGAAACGUCGCCGUUUACCACCCCUCAACCCAAAUCGAAGCCAUUGCCGUCGGCAACGAAGUCUUCGUCGACCCACACAACACCACAACGUUCCUCCUACCCGCCAUGAAAAACAUCCAUCAAGCUCUGGUCAAGUACAACCUCCACAACACUAUUAAAGUCUCUUCACCUAUAGCUCUCAGCGCCCUCCAAAAUUCUUACCCAUCCUCAUCCGGAUCCUUCCGACCCGAACUCCUCGAACCUGUUUUCCAACCAAUGCUAGAUUUUCUUCGACAAACCGGAUCGUACCUCAUGGUCAAUGCUUACCCGUUUUUCGCAUACGAAUCCAACGCCGACGUUAUCUCUCUGGACUAUGCUCUGUUUCGUGAAAACCCAGGCGUCGUCGACUCCGGCAAUGGCUUACGCUAUUUCAGUCUGUUUGAUGCUCAAAUCGACGCCGUUUUCGCGGCAAUGUCGGCUUUGAAGUACGAUGAUAUCAACAUUGUCAUAACGGAGACUGGUUGGCCGUCAAAGGGUGAUGAGAAUGAAGUCGGAGCCAGUUUAGAGAACGCCGCUGCGUAUAACGGCAACUUGGUCCGACGGGUGCUCAACGGCGGUGGGACCCCAUUAAGGCCCAAAGCAGAUCUGACCGUUUAUCUCUUCGCUCUCUUCAACGAGAACGAGAAAAAUGGGCCCACUUCGGAGAGAAACUACGGUCUCUUCUACCCUAGUGAAGAGAAGGUUUAUGAUAUACCAUUUACAGUGGAGGGAUUGAAGAACUACCGGGACAAGCCGUCUCCGGUGGGUGGUCAAAGGGUGUCCCCGCCGGUCAACGGUGGAGGGAAUGUGUCGACGAGUGUCUCGGGACAGACAUGGUGUGUGGCUAGUGGGGAUGCGGGAAAGACUAAGCUGCAAGCGGCACUAGAUUAUGCUUGUGGUGAGGGUGGGGCUGAUUGCCAUCCGAUCCAACCAGGGUCCACGUGUUACAAUCCUAACACAAUCGAGGCUCACGCUUCGUUCGCGUUCAACAGCUAUUAUCAGAAGAAAGCACGUGCGAUUGGCACCUGCUAUUUUGGUGGGGCCGCGUACAUCGUCACUCAGCCGCCUAAAUUUGGGAAGUGCGAGUUCCCAACUGGAUAUACUGAAGACAAAGGCAUGGAGGGUAAGGACUAA